CUUUUAUCUCUCUCACCGACCUCCCUAUAAAUAGGGUUGGACGCUCCUUCGAAAGCCCUAGAAGUCCCAGGCAGUAAGUCGAUCCGAGACAAAUUCCACAGACAGAGAGAGAGAGAGAGGCGGUGGAAAAGAAUAAAAAGAUCUAAAGAUGCCGGACUACGAAGGAAUUUACGAAGUCAACGGAGAGGAUGUCGACAACUAUGGCUCCUCGCCUCAGCCUAGAGGUAGUAGCCAUGGCGGCGGUGACGAUUACAGCGAUUCCAAGUCUCAGCAUGGUUCCCGUGACUAUGAAAGAGAGUCUUCGAGAAGUAGGGAAAAGGAUAGAGAGAGAGGGCGCGAUAAGGAAAGAGACCGAGAUAGGGACAAGGACAGGGAGCGUGAAAGGGACAGGGAUAAAUAUAGGGAAAGGGAUCGAGACAAAGAUCGUGAUCAUCACCACAGAGACCGUCACAGGGAUCGAAGUGAGAGAAGGGAAAGGGGCAGAGAUAGAGACGAUGAUGAUUAUCACAGGAGUCGACGAGACUAUGACAGGGGGAGAGAUUAUGACGGGGACAGUAAGGACAGGCAUAGACAUAGGUCUGGGUCUCGCUCAAUGGGUAGAUCUGAUCAUAAAUCAAGGUCACGGUCUCGUUCACGCUCAAAAAGUAAAAGAAUCAGUGGUUUUGACAUGGCUCCUCCUGCUUCUGCAAUGUUAGCUGCUGGUGCUGUUGCUGCCGCUGCAGGUCAGAUUCCAGGGACCACCCCAACCGUUCCAGGAAUAUUUCCAAACAUGUUCCCUCUGGCAUCUGGGCAGUUGGCGCUUCCUCUUUUGCCUGUUCAGGCAAUGACUCAGCAGGCUACUAGACAUGCUCGGCGGGUGUAUGUUGGUGGGCUUGCUCCCUCUGCAAAUGAACAGUCUGUGGCAACCUUCUUCAGUCAUGUUAUGUCUGCAAUUGGGGGAAACACUGCUGGUCCAGGGGAUGCUGUUGUCAAUGUUUACAUAAACCAUGAGAAGAAGUUUGCCUUUGUGGAGAUGAGAUCUGUUGAGGAGGCCAGUAAUGCCAUGGCCUUAGAUGGAAUUAUUUUUGAGGGAGCGCCAGUUAAGGUCAGAAGACCUAGUGAUUACAACCCAUCACUGGCUGCUACUCUUGGCCCAAGCCAACCUAAUCCCAACCUGAACCUUGCAGCUGUUGGUUUGACACCGGGUUCUGCUGGUGGGCUCGAGGGCCCUGACCGUAUCUUUGUGGGUGGGCUGCCCUAUUAUUUCACAGAGGCACAGAUCAGGGAGCUGCUGGAGUCUUUUGGGCCCCUUCGGGGUUUUGAUCUUGUGAAAGAUAGAGAAACCGGAAACUCAAAAGGCUAUGCAUUCUGUGUCUAUCAGGAUCUUUCGGUCACAGAUAUUGCAUGUGCAGCUCUUAAUGGUAUAAAGAUGGGAGAUAAAACUCUUACUGUUAGGCGUGCUAACCAGGGUACAACACAACCUAAACCAGAGCAAGAGAGUAUAUUAUUGCAUGCACAGCAACAAAUUGCCAUGCAGAGACUUAUGUUACAACCUGGUGCACUGGCUACAAAGGUUAUAUGCUUAACUCAUGUGGUUACUGCGGAUGAGCUCAAGGAUGACGAGGACUACGAAGAUAUAUUGGAAGAUAUGAGAACAGAAUGCGGGAAAUUUGGUACUUUAGUGAAUGUGGUUAUUCCACGUCCAAAUCCAAAUGGGGAACAUGUUCCUGGACUUGGAAAGGUGUUCUUGGAGUAUGCAGAUGUUGAGAGUGCAACUAAAGCUCGAACUGGCCUAAAUGGUAGAAAAUUUGGUGGGAAUCCGGUUGUGGCUGUGUUCUAUCCAGAAAACAAGUUCUCUGAGGGAGAUUAUGAUGGCUAGUUGUUGUCUGCUCUUCGUGAUGUCUUAUUAGGAUCUCUCUGAUAAAAAGAUGAUUUAUGAGUUGAUGUUCUAAACUAUACAGCUUGCAUUUUUUGCUUUACUGCCCUCUUUCUAAUUUUUGGUGCAGAAAUGACGGUGGGAGUAAAACUGACUAAUUACGGUAUUGUCCAAACCUUUUUGGAGAGAUACCUUCAUAGUAUGUAUUUUUCCAAUUGUACUUGGCCCACAUUCCUGCAUACAAAUGGUUCUGUUUCCAAGUGUCUUAUUUUUCCUCAAGUAAACCCAACUCUGCACCCAAAAAAUGGUUCUUUUUUCAUUUCUUGCAUCAUCACAUCUCUCUCUCUCUCUCUCUCUCUCUC
Ilex paraguariensis (yerba mate) is the source of this 2217-nucleotide messenger RNA. The record is from the annotation of a GenBank genome assembly. Lineage: Eukaryota; Viridiplantae; Streptophyta; Magnoliopsida; Aquifoliales; Aquifoliaceae.